Messenger RNA from Hyaloscypha bicolor E, 663 nucleotides. RefSeq lists its product as uncharacterized. Gene Ontology annotation, biological process: DNA repair. Gene Ontology annotation, cellular component: nucleus. Gene Ontology annotation, molecular function: catalytic activity; DNA binding. The transcript has a single exon. Lineage: Eukaryota; Fungi; Ascomycota; Leotiomycetes; Helotiales; Hyaloscyphaceae. The record is from RefSeq and is a predicted model, not a curated record. The coding region runs from base 1 to 663 and encodes 220 amino acids.
AUGGAGAAAUAUCCGACUCCCGAAUCUCUGGUCGCAGCAGACAAAGAAGAGAUUGUUCCCAUUAUCAGACAUCUCGGUCUCCAGAAUCAGCGAGCCAGCACUUAUCAAAUGUACGCCAAGAUCUGGCUGGAGGAUCCUCCCACGAAGGGAAAGCGAUAUCUUGUUCGUGGGUAUCCGAAUCCAGAGGCUGGCCGAGAUGUGAAAAAGGGUGAGAUCUUGAGCGAUGAAGAUGAAAGACAUGCUUGGGAGAUUGGACACAUGACGCAAGGACCCUACGCCAUUGAUUCUUGGAGGAUUUUCUGUCGAGAUAAGCUCAGAAGCGAGGCCGAUGGAUGGAAUGGUGAGGGAAGGGGAGAGGGCUUCCAACCCGAAUGGAUGCGGGUUGUGCCCGAAGAUAAGGAGCUGAGAGCGUACUUGAGAUGGAUGUGGUUAAAGGAGGGAUUUGAGUGGGAUCCAUUCACGGGCGAUAAGGAAGUUGCUCGUCCCGAGCUCAUGAGAGCUGCGAUGGAGGGGCGAAUUGCUUGGGAUGAUCAGGGAGGCAUGAGGAUCCUUGAUGAACCUAUGAGUGCAAGUCCUUCAAAGUCGGAUAGUGAUGGGGACAAGUCACAGGUAUCGACGCCACGUGUGAGAUCUUCUACAGAUUUGGAGGAUGAGCUUGCAUAA